AAACCCUCUAACUUGGCAGCACCACAGUACGGCAUUUGUUUAUUUACAUUUUUCCCCACAAAAUUUGCAAUUUUUAUGAAAAAAAAACAACUACCUUUUUAUGAAAUACAAUGGAUAUUUCUAAUUCAAGUGAUAUAAUUAUAGAAGAAAUAGAUAGCAAUGAUAUAUCCGAAUCAGAGUUAUCGGAGUUCCAAGAAGCAAAUCCUUUAAAAGUAGUAUCCAUACUACAUAACAAUGAGGAAGAGCCGGAUCAAGAAAUGCUAAGUCAACCUUCAGAAGAGGAAGAAGGACAAUUAAUUAAACAAUUGGGUGGAGUAGGUGAUUUUCCUGAUAUUUACACAAAAUUAGAACCACACGAAGAAGAUGAAGACGAGCAAAUGGAAGAGGAUGAAGGCGAUGAUGAUAAUGCUGAAGAAGAAGCGACAAACACAAAUGAUGAAGGUGGUGGCGGUGACUCUGGUGGUGUGGUUAGUAAAAAUGUUAAUACCUGUUUGGAAUUAGAAUAUGGAGAGAAUGCUAAAGCACGAGGUUUAAAAAAACGCAAAAUGCCGACUGGCGAACAAGCGGCCGGCACCAGCAAAUCUUCUAGAAUGGGCAGUGGUCCCGGCCGACGAAGACCUCAACUUAGUGCUGCUUUGCAAGGCUUAAUGGGUGAGGCUAAUUUAUGCUUUGCCAGAGGACAAAUACAAAUGGCCGAAAAAAUCUGUUAUGAAAUUAUACGACAAAAUCCUUUGGCUGCUGAACCUUUUGUUACCUUAGCCGAAAUCUAUGAGUCUCGUGAUACAGAAAAGUUUCUCAAUUUCCUUACCAUAGCUGUACAUCUAAAUUCGAGUGAUCGCUAUCAAUGGAUACGUAUAGCUGAGAUGCAUAUAGCUCAGGGUAACUUACAAAGAGCUCGCAUCUAUUAUACUCGAGCUAUUAGGAUACACGAUUCUGAUUAUGAUUUACGUUUGCGUAAAGCUCGUCUCUUGGAAAUGAUGGGUCUAAAAUCGGCUGCCAUGUUUUGCUAUUUGAAAAUGAUACCCCACUGUCCGCCCGAAGCUCAUGAAUUGUGUCUGGUAACGGCGAAAAAUGUGGCCAAAUAUUUUCAUUCUCUGGAUAAGUACACACAAGCAUUGGAAGCCAUGCAGACUGCGUAUUUUCUAUGUGGACAUAUUUUCGCUUUGGAGGAUUUGAAUUUAUACAUGGAGCUGUGUAUUUUGAAUAAACAGUAUAAAAAUGUCCUCGAAUGCCUUAAAGAGCGCACCAACUUAGAAUUGGAAACCGAAAAGGAUGAUCAAGUUGAUUUAGUAUUCUAUUGCGUUAUACCCGAUGACUUUGUGCCAGAUUUUCGUGUAAAGCUAUGUGUGGCCCUAAUCAAUCUCAAGGCCGAUCAUUUACUCGGCUAUUUAAUACAAAAUAUACACGAACACAUACCGCCUUUCGAAAAUGAUCGUUUAAAUUUAUAUUGUGAUAUAGCAGAAGCGUUAAUGCAACAGCACAAGUAUGCCGAGACCAUUGCCCUGCUAAGACCCAUUACCGAUGGUGAUUUCAUAGAAUGUCCAGCUUUUGUUUGGCUUAGACAGGCAGAAUGUUUGCGUCAUUUAAAUCGCUGUAAUGAAGCUAUAGACAGUUAUUUUAAAGUCGUAGAAUUGGCGCCAUUUUGUUAUGAAGCUAAAUUUACACUCUCCGCUCUGCUGAAACAGCAGGGACGCCAUAUAGAAGCUGUUAAGGCUUUGGAGCAAUCAGGCGAACAAGAGGGUCAGCCUUUGCAUGCUCGCCUGCUGUAUGAACGUUGUAUAAUGCUGCAGCAGAUCAAUGAAAUUGAGGAAUUCUUGGAAAUUGGUUAUGUUUUGUUGGGCAGACAAUCACUUAAAUUCCGUAAUAGAGAAGAAAUUUUAGCGGCAGCAAAUGGUGGCUCAUUUUACAAUCCUGAUGGUCUUAAGAAUAUCUUGCAAAUGCGUAAUAUUAUAGGAGAAGACGCCGACAAAGCCUUGGAGGUGAGCAAAUCUACAAAUACAUCGGCCUCCGACAAUUUAUCGGUACACGAUGAGUAUCAAUUGUUUUUGGAAUUAAUGCGCAUAGGAUUUUUGCAUAAAAACUACAGUACUCUGCAGCGUAUGUGCUUUACCAUGGUAACCACCAAACGUUUUAUGUGCUAUCAUAACGACUUGGAGCGGAUCAUUAUACUAGCUUGUUAUUUUAACAAUGAUUGCACUUUGGCUUUUUCCUAUUUACGUGAAUUAAUCAGCAAAAAUACUGCUUCGAUACCCUUAUGGAAUCUCUUAUCUUUGAUGAUACAAAAAGGGCAAGAUUUACGUUAUCAUCGUUAUAAUCGCCAUAUAGCACGUAAUCCCUUGUCUAAACAAAUGCGCAUCUUUGUGGCACACUAUCAUUUGCACUGCAGUUCAUAUAAAUAUGCUCUUAAUGUUUAUGUGCCCAUGUUUAAGGAACAACCUACCGCUUUAAUAGCCUUAUGUAUAGCCUGCAUAUUCCAACAGGUUUCUUUGCAAAAGAAAGUUUUACGCAAAUGUGCUGCUGUCACACAGGCCAUAGCUUUUGCUCAUAAAUAUGCUGAACUGAGAACAAGUUCUACGUCGACGCCUGAAAAUUGUAUAGCAUAUCAGGAGAUUAACUAUAAUAUAGGACGUAUUUAUCAUCAAGCUGGUCUUGUACAUUUGGCCGUGGUAUAUGAAAAGGCCUUAAGUUUUCAACAUCCUAUGCUAGAAGCCAAUAAGGAGACAGGAGGGGGGAGCAGGAAAGAGUCCAGACAACUGUAG
Messenger RNA from Lucilia sericata (common green bottle fly), 2759 nucleotides. Its product is annotated as general transcription factor 3C polypeptide 3. NCBI's taxonomy places the organism in Eukaryota, Metazoa, Arthropoda, Insecta, Diptera, Calliphoridae. Gene Ontology annotation, biological process: transcription by RNA polymerase III. Gene Ontology annotation, cellular component: transcription factor TFIIIC complex. The record is from RefSeq and is a predicted model, not a curated record. Gene Ontology annotation, molecular function: protein binding.